Messenger RNA from Drosophila elegans, 2503 nucleotides. It is a transcript of the gene Uvrag, whose product is annotated as UV radiation resistance-associated gene protein. NCBI's taxonomy places the organism in Eukaryota, Metazoa, Arthropoda, Insecta, Diptera, Drosophilidae. The record is from RefSeq and is a predicted model, not a curated record. Gene Ontology annotation, cellular component: endosome; lytic vacuole. Gene Ontology annotation, molecular function: SNARE binding. The coding region runs from base 150 to 2240 and encodes 696 amino acids. The transcript has 5 exons. Gene Ontology annotation, biological process: SNARE complex assembly.
UCUGCAUUAGAAAACAGCUGUUCGGGCGAAUAGUUUUUUUUUGUGAGAAGUUCUUAAGGAAAAACUUCAACAAACGUAGUGUUAGUGUACCAUGAACUGAGCUGCGGGCUCCGCGUAAUCCGUACGCCCCCCCGGCACCGCGAACCGAGAUGAAUCUGCGGCCGCGCUGCCGAAAGUGGCUGCCACUGGCCACCCAGCAGCUUCGACUGCGGAACCUGGCGCGAAUUCAGGGAUUCAAUAUUGUGUCCGGGCCGCAGGAACGUUCGUUGGAGCAGGUGGAACCGGACGAUGUGCUCCUCUACUACACUCUGCACACGGACAAGGACAGCGAGGCAUUCUACACCAGCGAAAAGCUGCCACUGCGGCACCAGCAGCAAAAGUGGGCGGAGAUCUGUGCGGAUGACGAGGCCUGGCGGAAAACCAAUGCGCAGUGUGUGUGCGUCAAGGUCUGGAAGCAUUUUUCGGCAGAGAGGAGAGAUGGCCAACCGGCUGAGACUGACCACAGGACUAAAGAGAUGUGCGGAAGGUCCCAACUAACGCCCAGCAGGCUGCCACGCCCACCCGAGCUGCUCUUCAGCUGGGGCGUUUACUUCUCCGGCCUCAUACCCCUGUCACCCCUCACCCUGGCUCAGUGUGGCCCAAACUGUCUGGUUUUCCAGUUAAAUGGCGAGCAGUUUGCCUCGCCGUCGAUGAUAAGCGAACAGGGUUUGCAGUCGCAGCUGCAUUUGCACUAUCAAAACUAUGCGGCUGAUGAGGAGCGGGAGGAGCCGCAGGAUGAGGGCAUCAACUCCCCGGCCGUCAGUCGCAGUUCCAGUCCCGUGCUGCGGAUGAGCACCAUGCGUUAUGCCCAGCUAAAGUGCCAACAGCAGGAGAUCCGGCGCAGCAUCAACCUGGAGAAACUGCUUAUGCUACAACGUCUGCAGCGUUUGCAGCAGCAGAAACAACGUCAGAUGACAGAAAUCUGCAGGGAAAUCGCCCGUCUUAGUGUGCACUGUGUGACUAAAAACGAACUGCGCCUGAAGCCCCGCACCACAUCUCUUUCGGGGGACCACUCCGCCCACCAUCACCAUUCCAUGGGUCGCGCCCUGAGCGUGCUGCUUGCCGAGCAGCAGCAGAUCGCGCCCCUCACGCUUUACAAGGCCCAGCAGCUGACCAGAAGGAUCGAAGCGCUAAGCAGCCAGAAACGACUGCUACAAGCGGAACGGGAGACGUUUCGCCAGCGCAACGAGCGGGCGCGUCAACGUCUGGAAGAGAUGCGGGAACAACGCGAGGCCCUACAGCACCAGCUUCAUUUUCAGCUACAUAGCCUGGAGUCCGAGCGCCUGGAACUGCGCUCCUUGGCACCCCAACAUAUUGCACAGCGAGAUCAAAGACGACAGAUAGUUCGGCAGGUGGAGCGACGAAUGUCCACUCUGGUUCUGGAGCUACAGGAGAUCUACAACAUCAAGAACGUGGGCGGACAGCAGUUCAGCAUCUGCGGCAUCGCCUUCCCCCACAUGGAACAAUAUACAAGCGAGUCCCGCCAGGCGGCCAACGCACAGCUGCUGGAAAACGUCUCGCCGCUGGCGGUGAGUGCGGCCCUAGGCUACGUGGCCCAUUUGGUGCAGAUGCUAGCCAUCAUCAUGGAUCGGCCGCUGAGGAACCGAAUUGUAUACGAGCCAUCGCGGGCAAGGAUUGUGGACGAUAUCAAGGAGCUGACCUACACCACCAGGGAGUUUCCCCUGUACACGCGCUCCAUUUUGCCGUCGCAGCAGACCAAGUAUGCCAUUUAUCUGCUGCGCCAGAACGUUUCCCAGCUGUGUUUCGACAUCACCGGUCACUGCGAUCUGCGCAAUACCUUUGGCAAUCUACUGGAGUUGUUCAGUACUCUUCGCUACAUCGAACGAACGCAGAGGGAUGAGAGCGACGAACGGGAAGGGGAUAAAGUGGAUGCUGGUGGUGGAGGAGCACGCCUGGCCAACGGCCUGACUGCACCGCACCUCUCGCAGUCGCAUUCGUCGGUGGACAUAAACCACGUGCCACUGCCGACCAGCGCCAAUGCGGUCAAGGAUGCGCUGCUCCAGCAGCUGCUGCCUCCGGGCGUGAGUCAAGCCCUGGCCAUCGAGGGCUAUGCGUCAACCCAACGCAUUUGUCGUUCGGUGGGCUCCUAUUCGGACGGUGAGGACGAAUUUCGGCCCCGGCUGGAGCACAAUUAUUCCAAUUCGGACUCCAACAUAACGCUGCAGACGGAGCGUAGCUGAGCUAGUGCAGCUUAUCCAAAUAUCUAAUAUCCAAGAAAUCAGCAGCCUGCUCUGGCGGCUGUCAUUGUGGAUUGGUCCCGUAUUAGUUGGAAAUAAUUUGUAUACUUUUAAAUUAUGAAAGUCAACGGUAAGGUCAAACUUCAAACGCGUCCACUGCGGGCAUAUUAUUUUUAGUUGUUUAAGAUCUCUGUGUAAAUUCCCGUUCAUUGUUUGUUUGCUAUUGUAAGCUACGAAUAAACAAUUAAUAUUUUAUAUACGUAAAA